Molecule: messenger RNA, 2603 nt
Organism: Drosophila ananassae
Lineage: Eukaryota; Metazoa; Arthropoda; Insecta; Diptera; Drosophilidae
Product: sodium/potassium/calcium exchanger 4
Exons: 7
Coding region: 394-1953 (519 amino acids)
Biological process (GO): calcium ion transmembrane transport; intracellular calcium ion homeostasis
Cellular component (GO): membrane
Molecular function (GO): calcium channel activity; calcium, potassium:sodium antiporter activity
Source: RefSeq, a predicted model, not a curated record
GCACUUAAUUAGUUGUGCGAUACAAUUCUAGCUAAGCGGUUUGCCGGAGGAGGCCAGCAGCCGACAAAUACCGUAAACGGUUCAAAUCGAAACAACAACACUAAGUAACGGUAAACGGUCAACCGGAAGCUAAGAGUCGGCCAUUUUGUAAAAGAAACGUUGCGCAUACGCCGCGUGUGAUACAAAGAAAUAUUAAAUAUUUAGGCUGUUAGGUCUUCCAACGAAAUUCGAAAAUAAAUUCUAAAAAAAAAAAAUUAUUUUAUUUUUAAAAAUAAAUAGAAAAUCAAGUGUUUUUUUUAGUAGCACGUGUUGUUUUUUGUUUUUUUAAACGUUUCAUUGCCAAGCCAAGCCAUUGCCCUAGAAAAUCUGAUUUUAAAUUUUUAAUUUAAAAAAAUGCAUAGAACUGGCGCCCUUUUUUUGGGCCUAGGCUUAAUAUUAUGUGGCAGCCUAAUAACCCAUACUGAAGCCAAGGCUGGCAACGAGACAAGUUUCUUGGAGACAUCUUUACGGUAUUUUGACGAGCAGCUACUCCUGGACAUCCUGCCACGUGCCUCGUGUCCUGGCGAAGAUGAGGGCUCCCCCAUGGACGAGUUCGCCGACCUAUUCACGGUGGAACAACUUCGCCAGGGCUGGGUUGUCUUGCACGUUUUUGCUGCAAUUUAUUUCUUUAUCCUUCUGGCGAUCAUCUGCAAUGAUUACUUCCUGCCCACGGUCGAGUGCAUCUGCGAGGAUCUGCAUCUGUCCAAGAAUGUGGCAGCUGCCACUUUUAUGGCCACAGCCACCUCCAUGCCAGAGUUCUUUACGAACACCAUUAGUACCUUGAUCUUGGAUUCGGAUAUGGGUCUCGGGACGAUUAUCGGAUCUUUGAUGUUCAAUACCCUGGGAGUGGCGGGACUAGCGGCUCUGGCUAUUGAAAAGCCCGUACAAUUGGAUUGGUGGCCCAUUGCCAGGGAUUGUUUUAUUUAUAUUUUCAAUACGAUUAUCCUGCUGGUGUUGGCCUGGGGCGGCAGCAUAUCCUUCACAGAGUCCUGCAUUAUGAUGGGAUUUCUGGUGCUCUACUAUCUGAUUACCUUCAAUAAUAACAAGUUUAUGCCAGCGAUUCGGGUGUUUAUUGAGGAUCGUAUGAACUGCUGUUUCUCAACGCGAUAUGACCUCACGGAACCCCCAGAGAACAGUGCCAAGGCUCAGCUGCCUCUUAAGAAGGAUCCCCUGUCAGGAGAUGGUCUUUUUGUGGUUAACCUUCCGGAGAAUACCUCAUCCAUGUCCUCCACUGCCAAUCUCACGCAUCCCAAGCACUGGAAUGGCGAGGACGAUGAGGAUGAUAUGCCGCAGAGCAUUUAUGUUUAUCCCCAUGAUGCCACUUGUCUCAUGAAGUUCUGGUGGAUCUUCGUCUUCCCUAUUAAGUUCACCCUGUCCUGGGUGAUUCCACAUCCCAUGAAGUACCGUCGCCUGUAUCCUUUGUCCUUCAUCAUGUGCAUCCUGUGCAUUGGCGCCAAUGCCUAUCUGAUUGUCUGGAUGUUGACGGCCUUCGGUGUGGCUAUUCAUGUGCCCACCAUUGUGAUGGGCCUCACAUUCCUGGCCGCAGGAUCUACGAUGCCGGAGGCAGUUUCUAGUUUAAUUUCCUUAAGGAAUGGUGAAAAUGGUAUUGGAGUUUCGAACUCGCUGGGCGCCAAUUCGCUGGCCAUCCUGCUGUCCUUGGGCGUGCCAUGGUUCAUCAAGAACUGCAUCCAUUACAGUAGCGGAGAGCCCCAGCAGGUGGGCACCCAGGGCAUCGAGUACAAUAUCCUGAUCCUGAUCAUCUCCACCAUCGCCCUGUUCGUCAUCCUCAGCUUCAGCGGCUAUCGCCUCACCAAGCGAGUGGGCGUGGCCCUCUUCUCGGUCUACGCCGUCUUCAUAGUCCUUCAGAUCCUGAUCGAAAUGAAUGUCUUCUUCCCACGCGUCUGCAGCAGUUAGUCCUGGCCACAAAACUAGAAAAAAGAAAGAAAUACUGGUGCUGGCACCAGGAGAUUAUCCUCUAUAUAUAUAUUAUUAUAUAUUCUUAUAUAUAUAUAUUUUUUUUUUGUUUGUUUUUUAUAUGAAUAGUUUACGCUUUGAUUAUUACGUAAGACUGUCUUCUUUAGGUUUAGAUUAGAUAACAGCGACAGCAUUGUAUAUAGUGUAUAUAUAUAGUAUAUAUAUAGUAUAUCCAUGUAUAUAUAUAUAUCCCAGUAGCCAGUAGGACGAUCCACAAAUGUUUGAACCGAGAAACGUUGCCAAAGCCCAAAACGAGAUACUAGCAGUUAAGAUACUAAGUGCCCGCCAAAUUAAACACAAAACAUCUUCCUGCCGAGGGUCCUUAAAAUACAAAAUAUAAUAAAAUCAUAAAAUAUCUAUUAAAAACAAAGAAAAUAUAAUAAAAUUACAAAGACGAUCUGUUGAUAUUCCGCUGUAUGAGUAACCUUUAGGAAAUAUUUGUUAACCCUUGAUAAUGACACCCAUUGAUACCAUUGUUAUUAAUUUAUAAAUAUAUUCUAAGACAAAUAUUAUCAAAUCGCUGGUUUUUUUUCUUCAAGUGGGGCACUCUCGAGUGGAAUUUGAUUGGCUGCAAAGGUCUCCUUCCCACC